CGCGUAUUCCUCCACCUUCAUCAUCUCCAGUAGAUCCCUCCAUCUCUAACCCCAAUUCAAAAUCUCUACAUCAAUUCUACAAAUUCUCACUGUUCGAUAGAUUUUGAGUAUAGAAAAGAAUGAUGCAAUCGGUUUCGGUUUUACCUUCUUCUAGCACGUUCACGGAUUCAAGUUCUUCCACGAUUCACGAUGAAAUUUCCGGGGAUUUUGCUGAAAAUAUGAGGGCCAAGUUGAAGAUUGAUGAUGUGAUCCACGAGGGAGAGCAAGAACAAGAGGACGAAGAGGAGGAAUUCAGCUUUGCUUGUAUGAUCCCCGAUGGAUCGCCGAUUUCGGCAGGCGAUGUGUUUGAAAACGGCCAGAUCCGACCUAUGUAUCCUAUUUUUGACACAAGUCUUCUCUUCAGCGAGGAGUAUGAGGGCUCCUCCACGCCCCGGCCGCCGUUGAAGAAGGUCUUCGUGGAACAACGCGGUCAAGUUUCGUCUUCGUCGUCGUCUGAAUCGGAAGAACCUGAUGGCCCACCGGAGGGGUCGUAUUGUGUAUGGUCUGGGAAAAUGGCGGUGGAGGCCUCGAGUGCGAAAUGCAAUAAGAGCAAUUCCACGGGCUUCUCCAAGCUGUGGAGGUUCCGAGAAACGAAGCUCCGGAGCAACAGCGACGGCAAGGACGCUUUCGUCUUUUUGAACCCGUCGGACAGUAAAAGCACCGCUAACCCAAAAAGCUCCGGUGCUCAGUCCGAAAAGGUAGCGACAAUGAAGGCGAGCUCCGGCGAAGCCAAGAACGUCGUGGUAAAGAAAGUCAAGGGAGGGAAUAGUAAAACGACGUCGUCGGCACAUGAGAAGCAUUAUGUGAUGAGCAGAGCGAAGAAGGAAAGUGAUAAAAGGAAAUCGUAUUUACCAUACAGACAAGGUCUGGUUGGGAUCUUUGCGAAUGUGAAUGGACUGAGCAGGAACGUUCAUCCCUUCUGAGUAUGUUCGUCCCUGUAUUAAAGUGCUAAUUUUAGUCAUUAAGAUUAUUAUUUAUUGAGUAUCGUGUAAAUGUUGGUUAGACGGUAGAAGAGGCCAUUUUUGUGCUGGGUCUUCAAUCUUUCUUUUUCUUUCUUUUUUUAUUUGGCAGUGGGAUUUCCUUCUUUGUGAGACUAUGGUUUCUAAUUCCCUAGGGAUUAUGUACAAUAUUGAUGUUGUGUAAUUAAUUAUGGAUCCAAUGGAAGGAAAAAAAACAAUAUUUUCUGCAA
Molecule: messenger RNA, 1228 nt
Organism: Prosopis cineraria
Lineage: Eukaryota; Viridiplantae; Streptophyta; Magnoliopsida; Fabales; Fabaceae
Exons: 1
Coding region: 120-962 (280 amino acids)
Source: RefSeq, a predicted model, not a curated record